AUGACGGAGAGGAAUAAGAAGGUAGACGCGACGAGGGGGAAGGGAAUAUCUAACAAACUUAUGGAGGUUAUUCACGAAAUAAAGAAACUUGACAUGGACAUCGUCGCACUUUCGGAAACGAAGAAGAAGGGGAGCGGUAAUAUAGCUAUAAAUGACUACGUUCUUAUAUGGUCGGGGAUUCCCAAAGUAGAACGGGCCAAAGCGGGCGUUGCACUAUUGGUUAAGAGGAAAUGGGUGAAAUAUAUCAAAGAUAUUCAAUACGUGAACGAACAAUGUCUGGUUGUUAAAAUUGAACUCUAUGGAAGAGUCGCCAGCAUACUGGCAGUGUACGCACCGACGGAGGACAGCCCGGAGCAAGUAAAAACAGAAUUCUAUGAGGAAUUGACAUCGCUAAUCCAGAAUAUUCCCAAUAGGCAACAAAUCAUUGUGGCAGGAGAUAUGAACGCUAGAGUUGGUAGCCGAGUUGGCGAUGAGGUGGGUAGAUAUGGCGAAGUGGUGGUUAACUCCAAUAGAGGGAAAUUGAUAGAGUUUUGUAAGCAGCACGACCUACAAAUAACCAACUCUCACUUUAAUCACAAAAAGAUUCAUAGAUUUACGUGGGAAAAAGCGUCGAAGUCAAUUAUCGAUUACGUUAAUCAGAAGAUAAGGGCUGAGGAAGAGGACGGCGCGAUGGGGAAAAUCGAAUUACCGAAGUAUAAGACGUAUCUACUUCAACAGGACAGCAUCAGGGAACUGUAUGAGCGAAGGCUGAACGGAUACUUACAGACCAACCACGGGAGCGCACAGGGCGAGGAAAUGGAUAUAGAGAAUGAUCACGAGUACAUUCUGAAAGCGGUACACCAAGCUGCGCGGGAGGUGAUGGGAACUGUGGAACAACAAAGGAAACCCAGUCAAGGAUGGUGGUCCGAAGAAAUGGCCAAUGCAGUAAAGGAAAAGGAGAGGGCAUAUAACAGUUGGCUGAGUCACAGAACAGCAGAGAGUGGAACACAAUCCACAGAGGUCUGGCGAUUUUUAAGGAACUUAAAAACAAAUACUAAAAACAAAUUAAAUCUAAUAACACUAAACGAACAAGCAAAUUAUUAUGAGAAGCUGCUAACAGAAACUAGACCACAGUUCACCAGUGGAGUAGUCAAGAUUGAGGCGACAAAUAGC
Temnothorax curvispinosus is the source of this 1152-nucleotide messenger RNA. Its product is annotated as craniofacial development protein 2-like. The transcript is spliced from 4 exons. The annotation marks the transcript as partial. Lineage: Eukaryota; Metazoa; Arthropoda; Insecta; Hymenoptera; Formicidae. The record is from RefSeq and is a predicted model, not a curated record. Gene Ontology annotation, molecular function: catalytic activity.